GUGAUGAACGAAGGGCCGGGACAUGUGCCUUUGCACAAGAUCCCUGACAACAUGCGCAAGACAGCAAUGCUUUGCUACGUCACUCCCAAGGAGCACCUUGGUCUGCCCAAUCGGGAGGACGUGAAGGCUGGCAUCAUUGCUUAUCGCAUCGCUGCACAUGCUGCCGACUUGGCCAAAGGGCAUCCAAGGGCCCAAGAGUGGGAUGAUACUCUUUCCAAAGCCCGCUUUGAGUUCCGUUGGAACGACCAAUUCAAUCUUGCGCUGGACCCUGUCACCGCCCGUGCCAUGCACGAUGAGACAAUUGGUUCGGACGCUGGGAAGUCUGCACACUUUUGCUCAAUGUGUGGCCCAAAGUUUUGCUCCAUGAAGAUCACCGAUGACGUUCGUGCCUAUGCCGCAGAGCGCGGCUAUGCCGAGGACGACGCAGAAAAAGUCCUUGAGGAGACCCACCCUGCUUCUCCAUCGGUUUAUGCUGGUAGCUUGUGA
This is a messenger RNA of Durusdinium trenchii, 486 nucleotides long. NCBI's taxonomy places the organism in Eukaryota, Dinophyceae, Suessiales, Symbiodiniaceae. The record is from the annotation of a GenBank genome assembly.